This is a messenger RNA of Venturia canescens, 2532 nucleotides long. RefSeq lists its product as uncharacterized. Lineage: Eukaryota; Metazoa; Arthropoda; Insecta; Hymenoptera; Ichneumonidae. The record is from RefSeq and is a predicted model, not a curated record. Gene Ontology annotation, biological process: detection of chemical stimulus involved in sensory perception of smell; sensory perception of smell. The transcript is spliced from 10 exons. The coding region runs from base 84 to 2429 and encodes 781 amino acids. Gene Ontology annotation, molecular function: olfactory receptor activity; odorant binding. Gene Ontology annotation, cellular component: plasma membrane.
UCGAAUUAUCGUGCAUCUGGGUCCUUACUCUUGUUCUCGUUUCGGGCAGUUAUUACACUUUUUUCAAAGAGAAGGACUCGACGAUGAGACUCCAAUUUAUUGGUGUUAUGAGUUUUUGUGUUAUGAAUAUCAUGAAAUAUGGAGCUUUGAGGAAUGAACGCCCAGGAAUUGGUCGGUGCACCGACGAUCUCGUCGCCGAUUGGGCUCGAUUAAUCGACACCGAGGAACGAACAAUAAUGUACUCUUAUGCAACGUUAGGACGUCAUGGGACUACUCUUUGCACAUGUUUCUCUUAUGCUGGCAGUUUUUUUUACAUCGGUAUAGUGCCCUUGUUGGUCGGCAAAAUUGUCAUACCCGAUACCAAUGUGACCAUACGACCGCUUCCGUUGCCAGGUUAUUUCGUUUUUUUCGACCCGCAAUCCAGUCCCGCUUACGAAAUCGUUUACGCUCUCCAUUGUUAUUGCUCCUUCGUUAUGCAUACUACCGCCGCUGCAUCCUGCAGUUUGGCCAUUAUUUUUGUCAUGCAUGCCUGCGGUCAACUCGAAAUUGUUAAUUUGUGGUUGAAGCGUUUUAUCGAUGGAGAUGAUGAAUAUUUUCUCGGUUGCAAAUUAGAUUCGAACCUCGGAGAUAUUAUCAAGCAGCAUGUCAGAACUUUGAGUUUUAUAUCUCGUACAGAAGAAAUUCUACGUGAAAUAUGUCUCGUUGAUUUGUUAGGUUCAACCUUGAAUCUAUGUUUAUUGGGAUUCGAUAUAUUGACGCAAUGGGAAGACAGCGGUCCAGUCGCAUUGUUCACUUAUUCCGUGCUGAUAGUGUCAUUUCUGAUCAACAUUUUUUCAUUUUGUUAUAUCGGCGAGAUUCUCACCGAAAAGUGUCGGAAAGUUGGAGAAAAAACUUACAUGAUCGAUUGGUACAAAUUACCGAGAAAAACGGCGCUUGGUCUCGCUCUCACUAUCGCAACCGCUGAUCGCCCGAUCACUAUUACUGCCGGAAAGUUGACAAAUCUCUCGUUAACGACAUUUUUCAACGUAGUGAAAACAUCGAUCGGUUAUCUCAACAUGUUACGGACAGCGGGAGUUGAACGAAAUCGGAGAGGAAAAGGAUCUGAUUUCUUAGUCUUAGGAAUAUUGGUAGCGAAGAUAGUUGCGGGUGCGAUUAUGUUGCUCGGAGCAGAGUCAGUUCGUUCGAAUGACGAUGAGCCGCCGCCCGUCAGCAGCAAGCGGGGGGGCAACGCAUUGUUCGAAAAAGAUUUCGAAUAUGCAACGCGAAUGAACCGUUUUUUCUUGAGGCCGAUCGGUAUGUGGCCAUCGAGAUCGGAUAAAUUGGCCAUUUGUACGGACAUCUUCGUCAGACUUCAAAUAUGUUGUUGUUACUUUCUCAUAUGUUUUCUCUUAAUUCCGUGUGGCCUUCACACGUUUCUCGUUGAAAAAGAUGCCGCGCUGCAAUUAAAAAUGAUCGGUCCGUUGAGCUUCUGUCUGAUGGCCAUAACAAAAUUUACAUUCCUCGUAUAUCAUCGUAACGAUAUAUAUAAUUGUCUGAAACAUAUCGCGCUCGAUUGGGCGAAUGUUGGAUCGUCGGGAGAACGUCAAAUGAUGCUCGCUGACGCGAAAGGAGGACGUUUCGUUGCGACUUUAUGCGCCGGUUUCAUGUACGGGGGUGGCUUUUUUUAUCACACUAUUAUGCCGCUAAGUUGCGGCGUUAUCACCAUGCCGGACAACACGAGCCUUAGACCAAUGACAUAUCCGGUCUACGAACCGUUUUUCGAUGCUCAAGCGAGCCCGAUUUACGAAAUUGUUUUUAUUACACAAUGGUGCUCCGGUUUCGUCGUGUACACCAUAACUAUCGGGGCUUGCAGCAUCGCCGCUGUUUUCGUCAAUCACGCUUGCGGACAAUUCAAAAUACUCAUCAACCGUCUAAACAAUUUGGUCGAUGGGGACGAUAAGAAAUGCAAUAGCAGCAGCGUCGAUGAAAGGAUGGCCGAUAUUGUCGAACUUCAUAUUCGAACAUUGAACUUUGUUAAGCACGUCGAGGCUGUAUUGAAUGAAGUUUGUCUCGUUGAAUUUGUCGGAUGCACCAUGAAUAUAUGCUUCCUUGGAUAUUAUUUUAUCACGGAGUGGGAACGCAGUGAAGCUAUAAGUACCGUCACAUAUUGCGUCCUUCUAGUGUCCUUUACGUUUAAUAUUUUUAUAUUUUGCUACAUCGGAGAAAAGCUUUCGGAACAGAGCAAACUCGUUGGUACGAUGACUUACGCGAUCGAAUGGUACAGAUUACAGCACACAAAAGCACGGAGAUUAAUAUUGAUUUUAAUUAUAUCGAAAUAUCCAGCUCGGAUAACAGCUGGAAAAAUGGCCGAGUUAUCGCUCAAUUGUUUUUCCAAUGUCCUCAAAACCGCUCUCACGUACUUGAAUUUAUUGCGAACUGUCGCCAACUAAAUGUAUAUCAACGUGACACAAAAAAGGUGUUAAAAUUCACCGAGACGCCUACGCAACGGAUAUAAUUGUAUUUUAUAUUAUUUUAAUGCAAAAAUAAAAAUAU